GCUCCUCGUACGCCGUUAUCUGUUAUACCACCUGCUCCUGAGAAGGUGCGAAUACGUCGAAAGGGUGCGCCGACUGUCGAGGUAGCACUGCGGCCUGCCGAAACCUCUCCCGGCCACAAAGAGAAUAACGGAUUAUCGCCUACGACUGAUGAACUUCUGGCCCGAUUACAGCAGUAUUAA
Strongylus vulgaris is the source of this 180-nucleotide messenger RNA. The record is from the annotation of a GenBank genome assembly. Lineage: Eukaryota; Metazoa; Nematoda; Chromadorea; Rhabditida; Strongylidae.